Molecule: messenger RNA, 2154 nt
Organism: Panicum hallii
Lineage: Eukaryota; Viridiplantae; Streptophyta; Magnoliopsida; Poales; Poaceae
Product: probable U3 small nucleolar RNA-associated protein 7
Exons: 8
Coding region: 231-1811 (526 amino acids)
Biological process (GO): maturation of SSU-rRNA from tricistronic rRNA transcript (SSU-rRNA, 5.8S rRNA, LSU-rRNA)
Cellular component (GO): nucleolus; 90S preribosome; small-subunit processome
Molecular function (GO): protein binding
Source: RefSeq, a predicted model, not a curated record
AGGGAGGGAGAGAGAAACCCUACUACCGGUGCCACGCUUGGCGGCUCCCUCCCACCGUCGGCCGUCGCUGCGAGUCCGGGCCACACCCGUCGCCGCCGGGGCACCGCCUCCUCUGAGACCCAGUCGCCCACUCCCUCCCGCCUCCGUCUCCCCUCGUCCCUGGCCACGCCGGGGUGCGUUCGCUCCACCCCCUGUCGGCCUGCUGCCGUCCUCUGCGUUGCGGCCUCGCCAUGGCACCGGCGCGGGUGAAUGCUGAAAAACAGGACGCUGAGGACGAGCUGGAGAUGAAGGUGGAGAAGUAUUCGCGGGGGAAGGGUGCCGACUUGAAGGCGCUGAGGGACAAGAAGUUGAAAGGCCAGCUCGCUGUAAAAGAGAAGCUCUAUGGCCAGUCUGCGAAAGUUGCUGCAAAGGCUGAAAAGUGGCUUAUGCCUAGUGAGGAGGGUUUCUUAGAGCCUGACAAUUUGGAGAAGACAUAUAGAUUUCCACAAGAAUCGAUUGUGCAAGAGGUGGAUCUUUUGAGUUCAAGAAAACCAUUUGAUAUGAUCUUACCUGUACUUGGUCCUUAUACUAUAGAGUACACAUCAAAUGGUCGCUACAUGCUAGUAGGUGGACGAAAAGGCCAUCUUGCUAUGAUGGAUAUGCUGAAUAUGGAUCUCAUCAAGGAAUUUCAGGUGAGGGAAACUGUUCGUGAUGUGGCAUUUUUACAUAAUGAGCAGAUGUAUGCAGUCGCUCAAAAAAAGUACCCUUACAUAUAUAAUCAACAUGGUGCAGAAAUUCAUUGUCUGAAGGAACAUGGCAAAGCAUUGAAACUCCAGUUUCUGACUAAACAAUUCCUCUUGGCUUCAAUAAACAGCUUUGGGCAGCUCCACUACCAAGAUGUGAGCACUGGUGAGAUGAUUGCAAAUUACAGGACAGGUCUGGGGCGAACUGAUGUUAUGCGGGCCAAUCCCUAUAAUGCUGUCAUAGGCCUCGGACAUGCUGCUGGCAAAGUUACCAUGUGGAAGCCAACAAGUGUGAAACCCCUGGUCACCAUGCUGUGCCAUCAUGGCCCUGUAACUGCUCUUGCAUUCGACAGGGGUGGCCAUCUUAUGGCAACGGCAGGUGUUGACAGGAAGAUAAAAAUCUGGGACCUGAGAAAGUAUGAGGUUGUAAAGUCGUAUGCAGCGCGUGGUCAAUCCUUGGAUUUUAGCCAGAAGGGGCUAUUGGCCUGCAGCAACGGAUCUCAAGUAGAGAUCUACAGGGAUUUCGGUGGGCAUGAUUAUAGGCUUUACAUGAAGCACAGAAUGCUGAAGGGCUAUCAGGUUGGGAAAGUUUUGUUCCGGCCCUACGAAGAUAUUCUGGGGAUUGGGCACUCGAUGGGCCUUUCGUCCAUCCUUGUUCCAGGAUCCGGUGAACCGAACUUUGAUACCUUUAUUGACAAUCCCAUGGAGACUACCAAGCAGAAGCGGGAGAAGGAGAUUCAUGCUCUCCUUGACAAGCUCCCGCCGGACACUAUCAUGCUUAAUCCAAAUUUGAUAGCCACUGUAAGAGCUCCGAAGAAGAAAGAGAAGAAGACCAAGAAGGAGAUCGAGGAAGAGAUGGAAGAGGCUAUUGAGGCCGCGAAGAACACUGAGCACAAGAAGAAGACCAAGGGCAGGAGCAAGCCCAGCAAGCGGGCCAAGAAGAAAGAGGAGGGUGUUUUCAGAGCCAAAAGGCCCUUCUUGGAGCAAUCAAAGGAGGUUGUCGGGCGACCUGACAAGAAGCAGCGGAUAGGCGAAGAGGUGGAACUCCCAAAAGCCUUGCAGCGGUUUGCCAAGAAGCCGCAGUCAUGAUCAUAACACAAAGAGUUGGGGUUUCACUGUGGUUUGUAAUGCAUCGUUAGUAACCUUUAUCUUUUAGCUGGCCAAUAUGUAAAAUUUCUGCGUGAGGAAUUGGUGCACAAGAAUGCGCCAAAAUUUUGUUCUAACCGUGGGCAUUCCAGUGAGCAUGGGCCAUAGCCCCUGUGGGCUGAAACUCUUCCAUUCACGUAGUUUAAUGUUUUAUCUUUUCAUUCAGAUAGUGAAGGUGACAGUUCCUAGGUUGUUCUUGGUCCACCUAAAGCACUCUUGAGUAGAACCUAGGUGCCUUUGUGGUCAAGUACUGAAGAGAAUUAGAACUUUGAAGCAGAAGCAUUCA